AUGACCCCAAUUUUUGAUGAGAUUCGUGAAUAUGACACGAAAGAACUUAUUGAGUAUUUGCAGACUGAGGAAUUAAUGCUUAAUGAGAAACAUUUUGAAAUUAUUAGAAAGGCGGAAAUCACUGGUGAAGAUUUCUUAAUAAUUACUGAAGAAGAACUUCGCAAUGUUGGUUUUAGCGUUGGACCUGCAGAACGACUUGCCGAUUUUGCUAAGGAGUGCAUUGUACGGAAAAGGCAGAAAUUUUCAUCAAUUAAAUCUUUGAGAGAUGUCUUAAUAGACUAUGACAUUGAUUCUGAUAAGAUUUCUAAGAUUCCAUCAUUUAAACCACAAACGCACGAAAUUCAAGAUAAUGAUGAGUAUUUUCAAGACUGUAUCAAUAAUAUUUUAAUCAGAAUUAAAAACUAUGGAACUUUGUGCCCAUUUGCUAAUGAAAAGAUUCGAAGGGAGUAUGUAUCAACAAUCCUUCACACAGCUCUCCGAAUCGCCGAAGCUAAUACGAAUAGCACUUUUAAAAUGGCUGUCGAAUUUGAAGUCGAUGGAAAAAGAUAUUAUGGACCGACUGAUUAUGCCAUAAUAGGAUCUAAAUCCGAAAAUCUCAUAUGCAUUACAGAAGACAAGAUAGAUAAAUCAUUUCAAGAAGGUUUUGCUCAGAAUAUCAGACAGCUUGAAAGCUCACAUGAUGUUAAUAAAAAAAAACGAAAACGGAAUGAUGAAAACGAAGACUUUGAUUAUCUUUAUGGUAUCGUUACUUCCGAAUGGUAUUUUUUACUUCAUAACCCAGGACAGAUCUCGCUAAGCAAUCUAACCCCUUUUAUUAUUGAAUAUCCCCAAAAAGCUUGGAAUAAGGAAUCGAAUGAAUAUGGAAUUUUGUGCAAAAAUGUGAAAAAGGUUUUAAGUAUAAUUGUUGGCUUGUUGGUAGAUAAAGUAACUGAUACUGAACCUGAAGCCAAAAGAAUGAGAGUAGAACAAUUUCGAUCGAAUGGCGAUUAG
Dentiscutata erythropus is the source of this 990-nucleotide messenger RNA. Lineage: Eukaryota; Fungi; Glomeromycota; Glomeromycetes; Diversisporales; Gigasporaceae. The record is from the annotation of a GenBank genome assembly.